Xiphophorus couchianus (Monterrey platyfish) is the source of this 3250-nucleotide messenger RNA. Its product is annotated as myocyte-specific enhancer factor 2D homolog. Gene Ontology annotation, biological process: cell differentiation; positive regulation of transcription by RNA polymerase II; heart development. Gene Ontology annotation, molecular function: protein dimerization activity; DNA-binding transcription factor activity, RNA polymerase II-specific; histone deacetylase binding. The transcript has 13 exons. The coding region runs from base 523 to 2241 and encodes 572 amino acids. Lineage: Eukaryota; Metazoa; Chordata; Actinopteri; Cyprinodontiformes; Poeciliidae. The record is from RefSeq and is a predicted model, not a curated record.
CUAACGUCAAUGACGCCGAUCGUACACUGGGUACGCUUGUGUAGCCUGGGCGGACAGUGUGGUUACAUCAAUAUAAAGUGGAAUAAAAUGCCGCGGAUGUGUGUAAUUAGAGACACCUCUUCAACGCGAUUGUAUACUGACUCUUAGUUAAGACGGGUCAACUCCGAAGAAGGCUGCGCCAGGGCUAAUUUCGGGGUUUAUCAGCAAUAUUUCAGGGAGAGGAGUGACGUCCUCCAUGCCGCAGCAGCUGCACACAUCAGUCCCCACUGAAUAAAAAAUGAACUGAGGACCUCUUCCACAUUUCCACGUCCCAAAUCGCUGCUUCUCUCCCUCUGCCCUUUCAGAGCAAGAGUUAACCGUGUUGCCUCACCACACCUGGACACAGAGAUGCGCGUGCGUGCAUGUCCUCGAAAUGCAUGACUGUGUUUGAGCGUGUUUCUGCUUCGCGUCCGUACUCAUCUUCAGAGAGGCACUUUUCCACUUGACUGACUUCAGCGUUAGUGUUCACGACUACAAAGCAUAAUGGGGAGGAAAAAGAUUCAGAUCCAAAGGAUCACCGACGAAAGGAACAAGCAGGUCACAUUCACGAAGCGAAAGUUCGGCUUGAUGAAGAAGGCCUAUGAGCUGAGUGUGUUGUGUGACUGUGAGAUCGCCCUGAUCAUCUUCAACCACGCCAACAAGCUGUUCCAGUACGCCAGCACCGACAUGGACAAGGUUCUGCUCAAAUACACGGAGUACAACGAGCCGCACGAGAGCCGGACCAACGCAGACAUCAUUGAGACUUUGAGAAAGAAAGGUUUCAACGGCUGCGACAGUCCAGAGCCGGACGGCGAAGACUCAAUUGACCAAAGUCCUCUGAAUGACGACAAGUUCCGUAAAACCACGGAGGAUCUGGACGUCCUCUUCAAACGCUACGGCCAGACGGCAGCUCCGCCUCAGACCUUUUCCAUGCCAGUCACCGUCCAGGCGUCCAAUCAGAGCACACUGCACUUCAGUAAUCCUGGCAGCGCACUGGUAACUACCUCCUAUGUCACAUCAUCAUCGCUGACGGAUACCCACCUCCUGUCGCCACAGCAACCGGCUCUCCAGAGAAAUACAGUGUCUCCGGGGUUGCCACAGCGACCGGCCAGUGCAGGUGCUCUCCUCGGAGGCGACCUGAAUAAUUCAAACGGAGGAUGUCCAAGUCCAGUCUCUAAUGGAUAUACCAGCGCCAGGGCCUCCCCAGGUCUGCUCACCGUCUCCAACGGCAACAGCCUGGGGAAAGUAGUUCCGGCCAAGUCCCCGCCGCCCCCUCCCAGCCCGCAGAUGGUCAACAGCCGUAAACCAGACCUGCGAGUCAUCACCUCGCAGGGCGGGAAGAGCCUCAUGCAGAUGACAGAGGAUGAGCUGGAAUUGGUAAACGAGAACGCCCAGCGGCUGGCGGCCGGAGCCCAGGUGGCACAAACCCUCACCACACCUGUGGUGUCUGUAGCCACACCGAGCCUCCUGGCACAGGGUCUGCCCUUCUCCGCCAUACCCACAGCGUACAACACAGAGUACCAGCUGACCAGUGCGGACAUCACUGCUUUACACGCUCUCGCGUCACCAGGCGGCUUGUUGCCGACCAGCGUGUCCACAUGGCAACAACAGCAGGCCGUCUCCCAGCAACAACAACCCCAACAGCAGCAGCAGCAGCUUAACCUUGCAUCACUCAGCAACUUGGUCAUGUGGGGCGUGGACAAACAGAGCAGCGAGCUGUCUAGCCAAGUGUCCAGUCUGGCUGCCAAUCUGAGCGUUGGCUCUCCGUCCAACCUGCUCUUGGGUAGAGAUGAGUGGUUGGGCCGGCCGGCGACCCACAUACCUCAAGGCGCCAUGCUGACCGUCAACACCAGCUCCAGCGUGAGCAUCAAGUCGGAGCCGGUCUCGCCCGGCCGGGACCGGAGCACCCCGUGUCCUCCCCCCGCUCCGCCUCAGUCCACCACGCUGUCCUCCACGUCCGGAGGCGCCAUCUUGACGGCGCAGCCUCAGUACCCCAGCUCGCUGCUCUGCCUGGAGCCGCCGACGGGCCGCUCACCCGCAGACAGCGUCAGCAGCAACGCCAGCUCCUUCGAGGGCAGCGACCGCGACGAUGCCAGCGCCUCCGGUGGCGGCGGCGGUACCAGAGGCGGGGGCGGCGCCACCGAGCUCCUCAGGGUGUCGAACGAACCGGAUCAGGACGGAGGAAACGUAAAACGCAUGAGAUUGGACGCCUGGGUCACAUAAAAGCCGCCUCUCGUCGCCCAGAGGAAGUUCUGACUUGUAAACACUUACCUUCAUUAUUAGCCCCCCACGACCCUUUGACCCCACCACUCCACUGCCAUGUGACACUAUCACCACACGUCUGCACCUGUCCUGCAUUACACGCCGCCAUCUUGAACUCACAGGGCUUCGCCAAAAACUGACUGGUUUGGAUGUCUGAGCUCAGCUGGAUUCGGGUUUUCAAGGCCUUGAACGUAUUUCUGUCGUGAUUUCUGAGGCGUUUAACCUUUUUUUAUGCAAUUCGACGCAACACAGAACAUUUUUCACGUGGUUUCUCAGUGAUCUACUUCUACUCGCACGGAGGAGCAUGGAUCGGUGGCUCCUCAGCGUUACGGGACGCCUGCUGCAUGACUCGUCACUUCCUGCUCCUGCAAUCCCGUGGCGUUUUGAUCGCGUGCUGUCCAUUUUUUCCCCGUGAUUUCGCCUGGAGACGUUUGAAGGCUGCUGGGAAAUGUUUGACCGGACGUUUUAGGUACGGGGUUCCUCCACUGCCUGGAAAAGUCUGGAAUUUGACUUCAGGAUUUUCCAGGUCUGGGAAAACAAGAGCUUGGAAAAAAAUCUACAUUUCCUCCCAAUUUAUCCUUUGUGUGUUUCCAACUCUGUUGUCUUUCAUUAUUUGUGUCCUACUUCCUUUCCUAGUGUCCUUUCUUUGUCCAACUUUCUUUUUAGUAUCCUACAAAAUUUUCUAGUGUCCUUCUGUUUAUUGUCCUCUCAUUUUUGUCCUUCUUUCCUUCCUAAUUAUCCCCCCUUCCUUGUCUCCUACUUUCCUUUCGUACUUUUUCUCAUUUCUCGAGUCCUACUUCAUUUUCAACUUUUCUUUCCUUGUCUCCUAUUUUCCUUUGCUAGUGUUUCUCCCCUCCCUUGUGUCCUACUUCCUCUCCUACUGUCUCUCCUCUGUAGAGUCCUAUUACCGUAUUUUCCGCACUAUAAGGCGCACCUUCAAUAAAUGGCCUAUUUUAAAACUUUUUUCAUA